Molecule: messenger RNA, 2145 nt
Organism: Paraphaeosphaeria sporulosa
Lineage: Eukaryota; Fungi; Ascomycota; Dothideomycetes; Pleosporales; Didymosphaeriaceae
Exons: 1
Coding region: 1-2145 (714 amino acids)
Source: RefSeq, a predicted model, not a curated record
AUGUCUGGUCAGCACUCGACGAACCAUUCUCGUGGAGUACAGAACACCAUGAGACACCAGGGGCUCCCUAGUGACCAGCAGCAUAUCCACUUACUUGACCAAGAGCAACUAGCGUUCUUCUCCAUCCAUAAGCCACUGAACGUUUCGUCUUGGGAUGAUGUUACGCCAGUACACCAUCGUCUCUCCACCUCUGACAUUCGAAAAGCCUUGUCCAAGCUGCACCAGAACCCAAGGAAUACAGUCAAAGACACACUGAUGAGCCUCAAGUCAGAAUCUGCUCGUCGACUGAUCAAUGCACUUGUACAAGAGCAAAACGAGAGGGAAUCCGACUCAAAUAUCGAAUGGAUCAUCGCAGGGAUAGACGUCAAAAAGGAGAUCGUCAAACAGUGGCCCAGCCAGAAGAAGGUCAUUAAGAGCAUCGAGGUCAUCUUAAAAACUGAGCCAACACAUGACUUUAACGAUGACUCCUUUGGGUCUCCCCCAUUGCGAGGGCCCUUCGAGGGAGGUGUUACCCAGACGAAUCAAUCACAUCGGAACGUGAAUCAACAUGGUCCCGGUAUGGGGCAUGUGCAGCCUCAUAUCAUGCAUCAACAACCUCCUAUGGGUGCACAACCAAUACAGGUGAAUGGACAUGAACGAGGAGAGCAUAUGCACGGGCGUCAAGAUCUUCCGCACCCACCACAUUAUGUGCAAGGGGGCUCUCAUUUUCAGCAGCCUCAUAGCAUGUUACCCGUCCCGCAACAUCCAGGAGGCGGCGUGGGCAUACCACCACCUCCUCCUCCACAUGGCGGACCGGUCAAGCAGACGCAAGUCGUGCAACCGCCAUUCGAUCCUCAACAGCAACCAAUGCCUAUGCCUGGCAGCUUUCCGGAAGUCAGGCCUGCCCCCCAAUUCAUGCCUCAGCCCGAGAUUCUUGACCCCCGAGUGCUCAAGCAUCAAAAGUCCAAAUCCAAGAAUCUCCGCCGCGAAUUCCAAGAAGUACCUAUGGUGUAUGCGGGCGAGUCUGACUCUGAUUCCAGUGGCUCUGAUAUUGGCUCCCAAUUCAGCUCUAGAUCGGUCGAAGACGGCGCUUAUGGAUUCAUUGAACGUUCUCGCAGUCGGGGCAGGAACAGGAGUCAUGGAAUUGUUGGACGUUCUCACAGUCGCGGCAAGGACAGAAGCCACAGCAGGGGUCGUGAACGAGGUAUGCCCAAGAUUUUCAAAGUGAAGAAGUCACAUGGCCGAAGUCGAUCCGACGUGGAAGUCAUCCAUGAAGGCAAGCAUAGCCCUUCGUCUAAGAGUAGCUCGCCGAGGUCGUCUGCAUCUGCUCUUCCCACACAGCAAAUCUUCAACAUACACAUUGACAAUGACAACGAUCGUGAACGUGAACGAAAGGAUGGCCACGGAAGAGAUGCGCAUGCUGCCAAUCAUGAUCAAAGACGCAAUAACAAACCUAUGCACUCACCGGGCUUCACCAACCCAAUUUACACCAAGCGAGACAAGUUCGAUGUCCAUCCCAUGUCGCGACACUCAUCGGUCGGCGGAAGCGACACCGGCUCCUCAGUCAUCGACGGCCACUCCUCGAUCUACACCUCUGACGACAGUGUCUUCUCCGAACCCAUACGUCCGCGCAUGCACAGUCGUACUACUUCUGAAGUAGGUGGGGGAUUACACCUUCGCUCACGCAACAUGCCAAUCCCACGCCAUGACGCCUUCAUACCUGCCCACCAAGAGUCUCACCGACGACAGAAGCGACACUUUGAGGCAGACGAUUACCCUCAUCGCCCGAGAGGCUCUAUCUAUGACGGCUAUGCAGAGCCCCCUCACACUCCUUCCUUUCGACAACCACCUAUGGCUCCUCGUCGCCACAGCGUGCAGCUCUCCAACCCUUUCGACCCAAGACACCCAGCUCAGCCCUCCCGAUCAUACACCGACUACGCCACGCAACCUUUCCAACAGCGAUACAUCACAGAUAACGCCCCCGAGCCUUUCGAGUUCCGUGCGAUGGCUGACGAGCUGGGCGCGAUGAACUAUAUAAACCAGUCCCGCCGCAGUGGCCUCACGCAGCGGCGAAACAGUCUCAGAGGCCGGGGGGCUCCUGAGGUGGACGAGUGGGCUUACCGUCCACAGGGAAGGAUGCACGAUGCAUAUCGACAUAUGUACUAA